AUGGCCUCCGCUCAACGUGAAUGACUACCCAGGUGCUCAGCUUUCCUGCUCGCCUUGUUCUAUGACAGGAGAAACGGCGCUCGGAUCAGCAUCAACAUGCGCACGCCUAAAUGAACGUACAUGUUCUAUCUCGGCAAUCGCGAAUGUUAGUCUUGCGGUCCGCAAGUAAGAACGUGGUUCUUCCUUCCACAUCGAUGCCUGGGGCGAGCGGUGCUCCGGCCGAAAUAGUCGACCUCGUCGUUGACUUUCUGCACGACGAUCGGGCCAGCCUGCUUUCUACUAGCCUAGUGUCUCGGCAAUGGGUUCCAGCAUCGCGUUGGCAUCUGUUCGGGCGGCUCGCGCUGCAUCACUUCAGAAAUGAGGUGGAUGGAAGACUCAUCAGCAAUGUAUCCGGGAUCCAGGCGCUCCUCCAGUCGCAGCUGUGCACAUUCGUGUCGAGUGUGAGAGGACUGUUGCUCAAUCUCGAGGAAGACUGGGCUGCAAAGGUUUUCGAUGGGCUUCACUUGGCACCGGUCCAACGGCUCAUCUUGGUGGAUCACACUGAAGCCCGAAUGAAACCGCUGAAGAUGGCCUGGAUUGCCGAGACGUUUCGUGGGAUCGAGGAGCUGGUCUACAACGCGCUGGAUCGGUUCUCAGGAGAUGUGUUGGAAAUGGUCGUGCGCCUUCCGAAGUUGCGCGUGCUCUGCCUGUAUUCCAGAGCCAAAGAGGGUGGUGCCAAGGCCAUUUCACAUGCAGGGUCACUGCCGCUUCUGACGUCAGACAAGUUUUUCAAGUGGAUCCUCACGGCGCACGAUCUUUCUGGCCUUCAUACACUCGAUGUCACCUCGCUUCAACCAAGUCAUUACGGAUGGGGCCCCGUGCAGGCGCUGAACAAAUUAAUUGCCCGGACGGGAUCCCAGCUGCGCCAUCUUUCACUUGCCAUCGCUUAUGAAGACCACCGGUCAACAUUUGACCGCCGCUGGAUGCUGCGCCCUUCUAGUGGCUCUGUCAAUCUCGGGCCCCUGACCAACCUAUCGACACUGAAAGUGGCCAUCCACGACGAGAUGGCGCUAUGCGAUCUUCUUGGCACAGUCGCGCCGGGAGUGCUCGACAACCAGACGCUGACAAUGUCUUUCCUCCGUUGGCCGUACCGCUCUCGGUUCCGCUGUCCGUGCCACUUUUUCGCAAAAGUCGAGAAGAUUAGUGCGACCUUGCGUCUUCCCGCGUUCAGCUAUCUCUCUCGGGUCGAGAUUCUCAUCUCGUCCUUGUUUGAGAACGAGGAUCGACAGCGGGUACGAGAAUGUUUCAUCAACCAAUGCGCUAGCGGUGCUUUGGUUCUGGGAUUAAAUGAUGGGCCUGGUGACUGCAGUCGGUGGCCGGAAAACUCUUGGGAGAGGCUUCAGAUGAACUUGGGCCAGGCGCAGCAGCCGCUGUCAUUUUGGCGGCGAGUUUAGAGACCGACUGGCGUUAACAAUUCUUUCGUGACGUGUAAUCUACAUCGCGUGUGCACUCUGUCAUUCAUAUCUAUGGGAGCGGUGUAAGAUCCUUCUCAGUUGACCGACUGAGAGCCGGGUCCCAGCCUUGGCAUCUCUAACCACACUCCAAGCCUCUUUUUGGAAUCGACGGGCAAGAAUCCAAUUGAUCGGAUGGGCACGUCAAGCAUAGCCACCUGUCAACCCAGUUCCCUUCAGGCUUGUCUCGCCUCUGCGACUAUCCAUGGCGGCCGAGCGAGCAUCGGCAUUGAGCGAUCCUGACAAGGACGUUCCAGUACCUACUGGUCCACCUCCCCCAACGAUAAAAUUCUCAUGGCGCAAUACUGUCCCGUGCCCACGACGAGUCUAUAUCACGGAUACAGCACAAGCCGAGAUCGAAAUGUCCAUAUUCCAGGGCCCUUGCGGGCUAGACAUCGAAUGGAAACCGACAUUUGUCAAGGGAGGUGCUGAAAAUCCUAAUCUGAAGACCUUCUUGGAGGACCCCUUGAUCGUGAAAGCCGGAGUUGGGAUCCAAGGAGAUGCAACGAAGAUGUUCAGAGACUACAGGGUGGAUAUUCGGGGCUGUGUAGACUUGUCCUACCUGGCGAGAACGGUCGACAAUGCACGAUGGAAGGGAUCAUACUCUCAACCCAUCGGUCUGGCUCGUCUGAUCGCCACAUACGAGGAUCGGCUCCUCGUCAAAGGCAAGAUCACUCGCAGUAAUUGGGAGCGUAAUCAACUCAGUGUUGAACAACAAGAAUAUGCGGCCAACGGCGGGUCUCGGCCUCGCUCCACAGCUUCCCCGCGCUUACGAAUAAGAUAGAUGCGCACGCGGGUCUCGUCCUUUUCAUGCGAUUCUUCGGCAUGUUGCCUGCAUUGCCGCACACCGUGAACCCGAGUUGGUACAGCUUUCACACCUUUCGUGGACGUCCCUGCGAGCUUUCCGGGAUGACAUGGGCGCCGUUCAACCCACAGUAUGACCCAGGUCCACCGCCUCCACCGAAACCACGAAAG
This is a messenger RNA of Mycena citricolor, 2465 nucleotides long. The record is from the annotation of a GenBank genome assembly. NCBI's taxonomy places the organism in Eukaryota, Fungi, Basidiomycota, Agaricomycetes, Agaricales, Mycenaceae.